Molecule: messenger RNA, 4815 nt
Organism: Magnolia sinica
Lineage: Eukaryota; Viridiplantae; Streptophyta; Magnoliopsida; Magnoliales; Magnoliaceae
Product: CLIP-associated protein-like
Exons: 21
Coding region: 173-4543 (1456 amino acids)
Biological process (GO): microtubule cytoskeleton organization
Cellular component (GO): cytoplasmic microtubule
Molecular function (GO): microtubule binding
Source: RefSeq, a predicted model, not a curated record
UCAAAUCUACCGAACUUUCUGGUUUUUCCACCUAUCAUAUUGCCCUCCCGUUUUUCUCGACUUCCUUCUCCUUCCCUUCUUCCCCGUUUUCUUCCUCUAUUACUGUCUCAGAUCCCAAACCCUAACCCUAACCUUAGAUCCAAAACCCUAAUCCUAACCCGAGCUUCCAUCAAUGGAGGAGGCUCUGGAACUGGCACGUGCCAAAGACACGAAGGAGCGGAUGGCCGGGGUGGAGCGCCUCCACCAGCUUUUAGAAGCUUCCAGGAAGAGCCUGUCGUCUUCCGAAGUCACCUCCCUGGUCGACUGCUGCAUGGAUCUCCUCAAAGACAACAACUUCAGGGUCUCGCAAGGAGCGCUGCAGGCGUUGGCGUCUGCUGCUGUGCUGUCAGGGGAGCAUCUGAAGCUGCAUUUCAAUGCGCUCUUGCCGGCCGCCGUUGAGAGGCUGGGGGACGGAAAGCAGCCAGUGCGGGACGCAGCACGACGGCUGUUGCUUACACUCAUGGAGGUCUCUUCACCAACGAUCAUUGUUGAAAGAGCUGGCAGUUAUGCAUGGACACACAAGAGCUGGAGAGUCCGUGAAGAGUUUGCACGCACUGUCACAUCAGCAAUUGGUCUUUUUGCAUCUACGGAGCUUCCUCUUCAACGUGUUCUACUUCCUCCUGUUUUGCAGUUGUUGAAUGACUCAAAUCAUGGCGUUAGGGAAGCGGCUACUUUGUGCAUUGAGGAGAUGUACGCGCAAGUUGGACCUCAAUUCCGUGAUGAAUUGCAGCGUCAUCAUCUUCCUACAUCUUUGGUGAAAGAAAUAAAUGCUAGGCUAGAGAAGAUUGAGCCAAAGAUUCACUCUUCUGAUGGACCUACAGGUCAUUUCAUCCCACUAGAAAUGAAGUCUACUAGUCUGCCUGCAUAUAACCAAAAAAGAAACAGCCCAAAGACUAAGAAUACUGCACGUGAAUCAUCCUUCUCCGGAGGAGAAAGUGAUGCUGCAGAAAAAUCGGUUGACCCCAUCAAAGUGUAUUCGGAGAAGGAAUUAAUUAGGGAAUUUGAGAAGAUUGCAUCUACUCUGGUACCAGAGAAAGAUUGGUCAGUAAGAAUUGCUGCUAUGCAGAGAGUUGAAGGCCUUGUUUUUGGAGGUGCUGCUGAUUAUCCGUCUUUCCCUACGCUUUUGAAGCAACUUGUUGCUCCCCUAUGCACUCAGUUAUCUGAUCGGCGAUCUAGCAUAGUAAAACAGGCUUGCCAUCUAUUAUGCUUAUUAUCAAAGGAACUUUUGGGUGAUUUUGAAGCUUGUGCUGAGAUGUUCAUUCCGGUGCUUUUCAAGCUGGUGGUCAUAACUGUGCUUGUAAUUGCAGAGUCUGCAGAUAACUGCAUAAAAACGAUGUUACGUAACUGCAAAGUUGCCCGUGUACUUCCUCGGAUAGCUGAUUGUGCAAAGAAUGAUCGAAAUUCGGUGCUCCGUGCCAGGUGUUGUGAAUAUGCGCUACUUAUCCUAGAGUAUUGGGCUGAUGCACCGGAGAUACAACGAUCAGCUGAUCUUUAUGAAGAUCUUAUAAAGUGUUGUGUUGCAGAUGCAAUGAGUGAGGUACGAUCAACUGCAAGGACUUGUUAUCGAAUGUUCACAAAAACCUGGCCAGAGCGUUCCCGGCGCUUGUUUUCAUCCUUUGAUCCUGUCAUACAAAGGCUAAUAAAUGAAGAAGAUGGGGGUGUGCAUAGAAGAUAUGCUUCUCCUUCGCUUCGUGAGAGAGGUGUGCAGCCGCCUCGCACUCAAUCUCAGACACCUACUACAAAUUUACUUGGGUAUGGAACUUCUGCUAUUGUCGCGAUGGACAGGACUGCUAGCAUCACUUCAGGAACAUCUCUCACAUCUAGUGGUGUGCUUCUAUCACAAACAAAGCCAAUUGCUAAAGGUGGAGAAAGAAGCCUUGAAAGUGUGCUGCAUGCAAGCAAACAGAAGGUUACGGCUAUUGAGAGCAUGCUUAGAGGUGGUAGUAUAUCUGAGAAGCUUAAUUCUUCUGCUACCCGCUCAACUAGUUUGGAUCUAGGAGUUGACCCUCCAUCAGCUCGUGAUCCACCGUUUCCUCCAGCUGUUCCUGCUACGGACCAUCUCCCAUUACAGAAAUCAUCAUUGGCUGAUUCUGCUGCAGCUAAUAUUGCUAGAGGUAGUGUAAACAAUGGUGGCUCUAUUGUCUCUGACCUCAUUACUCCUCGGGUUCAAGCUUCCAAAGAGUCUGGAAAAGUAUCAUAUUUCAGUCAUCUGACGAAUGACUCUUUGUCAGCCCUAUCAUUGUCCUACACAGCUAGAAGAUCUUCUGAAAGGCUGCACGAGAGAAGUUCCAUUGAGGAUGCUGAUAUAAGGCCGAUCAGGCAUUUUACAGACAUGCACAUUGAUAAGCACUACCUGGAUACUCCUUAUAAAGAUGCCGCUUUUAGGGUUUCACAGAACAGUUACAUUCCUAAUUUUCAGAGGCCACUUUCAAGAAAGAACGUAACUGGGAGGACACCUGCCAUUACUAGAAAUACUUUUGAGGAUACUCAACUCUCAGUUGGUGAUAUGUCUAGCUACAUGGAUGGCCCGUCUUCUCUUAGUGAGGCUCUUACUGAGGGGCUGAGUCCUAGUUCUGAUUGGGGUGCUCGGGUUUCAGCUUUUAACUAUCUUCGGACUUUGCUGCAGCAGGGGCCCAGAGGCAUUCAAGAAGUUACACAGAGUUUCGAAAAGGUAAUGAAGCUGUUUUUUAGGCACUUGGAUGAUCCUCACCAUAAAGUCGCUCAGGCAGCUCUUACAACACUAGCAGAGAUUGUUCCAGCUUGCAGAAAGCCUUUUGAAAGUUAUGUUGAAAGGAUCUUACCUCAUGUCUUUUCACGAUUAAUUGACCCAAAGGAGUUGGUUAGGCAACCAUGUUCAACAACCUUGGAACUUAUCGGCAAGACUUAUAGCAUUGAAUCCCUGCUACCUGCUUUGCUACGUUCACUGGAUGAACAACGAUCACCAAAGGCAAAAUUGGCUGUCAUCGACUUCGCUAUCAAUUCGUUUAACAAGCAUGCAUUGAAUUCAGAAGGUGCUGGGAAUAGUGGCUUCCUGAAGUUAUGGCUUGCUAAGCUGGCACCGUUGGUGAAUGAUAAAAAUACAAAGCUAAAGGAAGCAGCUAUCACCUGUAUUAUCUCAAUUUACUCCCAUUUUGAUUCAGUAUCAGUCCUGAAUUUUAUUCUUAGUUUAUCGGUUGAAGAACAGAAUUCCUUAAGACGAGCACUUAAGCAGUAUACACCUCGGAUCGAGGUGGACCUCAUGAACUAUCUGCAGAACAAGAAAGAACGCCAACGUUCUAAAUCUUUUUACGACCAGUCAGAUGUUGUUGGAAGUUCUUCCGAGGAAGGAUAUGUUGGAACAACGAAGAAGAGUCACCUUUUUGGAAGGUAUUCUUCUGGUUCAGUUGAUAGUGAUGGUGGGAGGAAGUGGAGUUCCAUGCAAGAAUCAACCCAGAUCAGUGUCUCCAUUGGUCAGUCAGCUUCUGAUGAGACGCAUGAGCAGUUGUAUCAAAACUUUGAGGAUGGCUCUAACACUGAGCGCCUUCUUAGUUCUAAAAGCAAGGAUCUGAAGCACGAAGUUAAUUUCAUGGUAGAUAAUGCGGGAUCCUGGACUAAUCGUCCUGAUAAGGUGGAUCACAGUGUAGAUUUUGAGAGUCAUGUAGCGUCUCCACGCCUGGACAUCAAUGGACUGGAUGGAUUGGUGACAUCUGAUCAGUUAGAAGCUAUAGGUUUAAGGAUUGACAGUGAAGCUAAUCUGGAGCUUAAUCAUGAGAAGAUCACUACUACAAAGAAUAACCCUGCGGCAGACUCUCAACCUAGCAUUCCUCAACUUCUUCACCAGAUAUGCAAUGGCAAUGAUGAGAAUUCAAUUACAAGUAAACGCAGGGCACUUCAGCAAUUGGUUGAAGCUUCUGUAGCUAAUGAUUACUCUGUGUGGAACAAGUACUUCAACCAAAUUCUGACAGCCAUACUUGAAGUCUUGGAUGAUCCUGAUUCUUCCAUCAGGGAACUUGCUAUUUCUUUGAUACUUGAAAUGCUCAAUAAUCAGAGAGAAGCAAUGGAGGAAUCUGUUGAAAUUGUUAUUGAAAAGUUGCUUCAUGCUACCAAGGAUAUGAUUGCCAAGGUUUCAAAUGAAGCAGAGCAUUGUUUGACUAUUGUUUUAUCCCAGUAUGAUCCAUACAGAUGCCUUAGUGUUGUUGUCCCUUUAUUGGUCAGCGAAGAUGAGAAAACCCUUGUUACAUGCAUCAACUGUUUAACAAAGCUUGUGGGGAGGCUUUCACAAGAGGAACUAAUGGCUCAGUUACCUUCAUUCCUUCCUGCUCUUUUUGAUGCAUUUGGGAACCCAAGUGCUGAUGUCCGCAAGACUGUGGUUUUCUGUUUGGUGGAUAUCUAUAUCAUGCUUGGAAAAGCAUUCUUGCCAUAUUUAGAGAGGCUUAACAGCUCGCAGUUGCGGCUGGUGACCAUUUAUGCCAACCGGAUAUCGCAAGCGAGAUCGGGUGCUGCAGUCGAUGUGAACCAUGGUUAGGCUUGCUUGUCUCGAAGAAAUCUUUGGUGUUUGUGGGUUUGGUUAUUCCUUUUUUCCUUUAAUAUUUGUAUAUGUUUAUUGUGUGAAAAUAUCCUUUUUGAGGGGAGGGAGAGCUUGGGUUGUGAGUGGUGUGUUUUUGGGAUGUAAGAAUCUUGGGGGUGGAAAACAAAAUUGUGAAAAUGGAACCCAUACCCGUUUAGUGCCAAAGGGGAGAUCCCCUUUUGGGUGUAAUAACAUUUUUUUGAAAUACCGAAAACAGCGCAUUUGGAUUA